UCUGUGGUGAGGUGCCCAUGCUAGGAAGGACUGAGGGGGCUGGAAAGGCUUCCGUAAGGAAGUGGGGAGUAGGGCAGCUUGUGCAAAGGUCCUGAGGUGAGUAGCAUGUGCCAGGAGAGAUGGAAGAAAGCAGGGUGGCUGAGCACAGCCUGGCAUGAGGCUGGAGGGGCAGCCUGGGGGCCACUGGACCCUGCUUCUGAGCCACACGCCUGCCUGUCCUCAGUGAGCGGCCACGUGGAGACUCGGGUUCACGCAGAGGAACGGCUGCUGAAGAAACUCUUCUCUGGCUACAACAAGUGGUCCCGGCCCGUGGCCAACAUCUCGGACGUGGUCCUUGUUCACUUUGGCCUGUCCAUCGCCCAGCUCAUUGACGUGGACGAGAAGAACCAGAUGAUGACGACGAAUGUGUGGGUGAAGCAGGAGUGGCGGGACUAUAAGCUGCGCUGGGACCCCAGGGACUACGAGAACGUGACUUCCAUCCGCAUCCCCUCCGAGCUCAUCUGGCGGCCAGACAUCGUGCUCUACAACAACGCGGACGGGGACUUCACCGUCACCCACCUGACUAAGGCCCACCUGUUCCACGACGGGCGGGUGCAGUGGACGCCGCCUGCCAUCUACAAGAGCUCCUGCAGCAUCGACGUCACCUCCUUCCCCUUCGACCAGCAGAACUGCACCAUGAAGUUUGGGUCCUGGACCUACGACAAGGCCAAGGUCGACCUGGUGAGCAUGCACAGCCACGUGGACCGGCUGGGCUUCUGGGAGAGCGGCGAGUGGGUCCUCGUGGACGCCGUGGGCACCUACAACACCAGGAAGUACGAGUGCUGCGCUGAGGUGUACCCCGACAUCACCUACGCCUUCAUCAUCCGGCGCCUGCCGCUCUUCUACACCGUCAACCUCCUCAUCCCCUGCCUGCUCCUCUCCUGCCUCACGGUGCUGGUCUUCUACCUGCCCUCCCAGUGCGGCGAGAAGGUCACGCUGUGCAUCUCCGUGCUGCUGUCGCUCACCGUCUUCCUGCUGCUCAUCACCGAGAUCAUCCCCUCCACCUCCCUGGUCAUCCCGCUCAUCGGCGAAUACCUGCUCUUCACCAUGAUCUUCGUCACGCUCUCCAUCAUCAUCACCGUCUUCGUGCUCAACGUGCACCACCGCUCCCCGCGCACCCACUCCAUGCCCGCCUGGGUGCGCCGCGUCUUCCUGGACAUCGUGCCGCGGCUGCUCUUCAUGGAGCGGCCGCCCGUGAUCAAGGGCAACUGCCGGCGGCUCAUCGAAUCCAUGCACAGGAUGGCCAGUGCCCCUCGCUUCUGGCCGGAGCCUGAGGAGGAGCCCAACGUCAUGAGCAAAGUCCAGAGCCAGGGCCCCUCGCCCACCCCGUCCUUCUGUGCUCCCCUGGAUGCGCCAGGCAAGCCCCAGCCGGCCUGCACGUUGCCCUCAGACCAGGCGCCCACUCUGCAGCCAGCAGAGGCCGAGGAAGCCAGCCCCUGCCCGUCGUCCAGCCCCAGCCGCCCACCCACCAGCACCUGGGACCCGGGGCUUGCCAAAGCCCAGUCCCUGAGCAGCCAGCACAUGUCCAGCCCCAACAAAGCACCGGAGGGCGGCAUCCGGUGCCGGUCUCAAAGCGUCCAGCACUGCGUUCCUCAAGACGAGGCCACCGCCCAGGCCGGCGGCCCUAUGGCCAGCUCCCCUCCCUCCUGGCAGGCUCCCUGGACUGAGCUCUCACCUGCAGACCAGGCCUCUCCCUGCAAAUGUAAGUGCAAGGAGCUGUCCACAGGGUCCUCAAACACAGCGUUCAAAGCCCUCAACACCAACGACGUCCAGCACAUUGCAGCCCGCUUGAAGGCGGAAGACGCCGACUUCUCGGUGAAGGAGGACUGGAAGUACGUGGCCAUGGUCAUCGAUCGCAUCUUCCUCUGGGUGUUCGUCAUCGUCUGCCUGCUGGGGACCGCCGGCCUCUUCCUGCCGCCCUGGCUGGCCGGCAUGAUCUAGGGGCCAAAGCACUGUACGGAUUACUUUAAAAAUCAGAGCAGAAAA
This is a messenger RNA of Myotis brandtii (Brandt's bat), 2025 nucleotides long. RefSeq names its product cholinergic receptor, nicotinic, alpha 4 (neuronal) (gene CHRNA4). Lineage: Eukaryota; Metazoa; Chordata; Mammalia; Chiroptera; Vespertilionidae. Gene Ontology annotation, molecular function: acetylcholine-gated monoatomic cation-selective channel activity; transmembrane signaling receptor activity. The transcript has 6 exons. Gene Ontology annotation, biological process: monoatomic ion transmembrane transport; regulation of membrane potential; nervous system process. Gene Ontology annotation, cellular component: neuron projection; synapse; postsynaptic membrane. The record is from RefSeq and is a predicted model, not a curated record. Bases 106 to 1980 code for a protein of 624 amino acids.